Molecule: messenger RNA, 1359 nt
Organism: Penicillium brasilianum
Lineage: Eukaryota; Fungi; Ascomycota; Eurotiomycetes; Eurotiales; Aspergillaceae
Source: the annotation of a GenBank genome assembly
AUGGAAAAUCCCUCCCGCCGCCAAGGGAACGUCUACAUCCAUCCAGAUUAUCAACAACUCAACCCACGAUAUGGGCAGCAUAACAGUCACCCUGUCUGGGGAUUAGCAAAACCUCUGCCGCGCGUCGUGAGGCCCGGAAUGCGACGAGAUGAAAGCAAGAAUCAAUCAGCGUGUGAGGUAAAUCCCCCUGGCGGGUCUGAGCCUGCUCCAGAACUGGGUUCGACGCCUGGUUUGGCCUCGAAACAGUCGAGUAGUGCAGGGCUUCACUCCUCCCAACAAGUCUAUCAGGAUUAUGCUGCCGCUGCACAAGAGGGCACGCGCAGACAACGUGCAGUUUACGCCCCGCAGUCAGAUGGUCUCCUUCGCCCAAUUGAAUCAGAAUUAAGCUGUAAUUGGUCUACUCAUAAGGCUGGUGUCAAUGAAGUCGAACCGUCAAAUACACCCCCUGAGGAAUUUCUCAAUACAUGGGUCAAGUACCGACACUACCUAAAGGAGCCAUUGGCAGAAUGGCUAGCAACAUCUGUCGCUAUAUUUAUCGGUCUAACUGGGACACUUGCAGUUUCAACUGCAGGUAUCGACGCUGGAAGCCGUAUCUCGGAGAAUUGGGCAUGGGGCCUGGGAUUCAUGAUUGGCAUUUAUCUUGCUGGUGGUAUCUCCGGAGCUCACCUGAAUCCGGGUAUCUCUAUCGCGCUUUGUAUAUUUCGCGGAUUUCCUGGUCCACGAUGUUGCCUCUACAUACUCGCGCAAACUCUUGGGGCUAUUACUGCUGCCGGACUAGCAUACAUUCUGUAUCGGGACGCCAUUAUCAGCCUUGCCCCGAAUGUUUCUCCGGGGACUACUGGUCUAGGAUUUUACACAGAGCCCCUGGCAUACAUCAGUUCUGCUACGGCAUUUUUUACUGAAUUUAUAGCAGACGCGAUCCUGCUUUGCGUGAUUUUUGCCAUGGGCGAUGACAGUAACGCUCCACCGGGUGCAGGAAUGCAUUCAUUUGUGAUUGGGUUGGUCAUUUACGCUUUAUGUAUUUGCUUGGGCUAUAGCACUGGAGGAUGUUUGAACCCAGUUCGGGACUUCGGCCCUCGACUCGUGGCUCUUAUGGCGGGGUAUGGAAAGACCACAUUCACGGCCUUCCAUGGCUGGUGGUUCUGGGGCUGCUGGGUAGCCACGAUAAGUGGCUGCCUGACUGGAGCUUUACUAUAUGAUGUAUUCAUAUUUAUUGGAGGUGAAUCUCCCAUUAACUAUCCACGACGCAGGCGAAGACGGGCAAAGCUUAAGAAGGAAAGAAAGUGGAGACGACGACUCGGCAUCGGGAAAGAAAAAUUGCCUUCACUUGAAGAAGGAAUCAAGAAUCUGGAGAAGUAA